Rosa rugosa (rugosa rose) is the source of this 1477-nucleotide messenger RNA. Its product is annotated as chorismate mutase 1, chloroplastic. The coding region runs from base 179 to 1144 and encodes 321 amino acids. Gene Ontology annotation, molecular function: chorismate mutase activity. The record is from RefSeq and is a predicted model, not a curated record. Gene Ontology annotation, biological process: chorismate metabolic process; aromatic amino acid biosynthetic process. NCBI's taxonomy places the organism in Eukaryota, Viridiplantae, Streptophyta, Magnoliopsida, Rosales, Rosaceae. The transcript has 6 exons. Gene Ontology annotation, cellular component: cytoplasm.
UAGGUCAUCUUACGCGCUUGCUCAUGUUUCAAUCUACCCACCAAGUUGAACCCAAAAAGCCACCUACCCCUCCUCACCCACCACCAAAAUCCCAACUCCUUAAUCGCUUUUCGUUUUGCUAUUAAAAGCUUCAAUCUUUGGACCUAAAGCUUCAAUCUUUUCUCUCUGUGUGUAAUCAAUGGAGGCUAAACUGUUUAGGGCCUCCUCCUCUUCUGCGAUUCUUGCUGCUCCUCGAGCUUCACGAUUCAAUUACGCGGUGGCCCUGAGGAAAAGUAACAGCUUCCCAUGCGUCAGCUCAGGCUUAGCUAAGAAAGGAAAUCUGUCAGUUCAGGCCACCGCAACUUCAACGGGAUCGUUGGCCUCAAGGAAUAGGGUGGAUGAAACUGAUAAUUUGACUCUAGAAGGUAUAAGACACUCUUUGAUUCGUCAGGAGGAUAGCAUCAUAUUUAGCCUUCUAGAGAGAUCUCAGUAUUGUCAUAAUGGGUCUACAUAUGACCCCAAUGCUUUCCCUAUGGAUGGGUUCCAGGGCUCAUUGGUAGAAUACAUUCUUCAAGAAACAGAAAAACUUCAUGCUCUGGUUGGUAGAUACAGCAGUCCCGAUGAGCAUCCUUUCUUUCCAGAUCAACUGCCUGCUCCGGUUUUGCCGCCUCUGCAAUACCCUCAGGUACUACAUCCCAUUGCCAAUUCAAUUAAUAUAAAUAGCAAAGUCUGGGAGAUGUACUUCAGAGAUAUUCUUCCAAGACUGGUUAAGGAAGGAGAUGAUGGUAAUAAUGGAUCAACUGCCGUUUGUGACACAAUGUGCUUGCAGACUCUUUCAAAGAGAAUCCAUUAUGGUAAAUUUGUAGCAGAGUGUAAGUUCCGCACCUCCCCACAGCAGUAUGAAGCUGCCAUUAAAGAACAGAAUAGGGACAAGCUGUUGGCUCUGUUGACGUAUCCAACUGUUGAAGAGGCAAUCAUAAAGAGGGUGGAAAUGAAAGCCAAAACUUAUGGGCAAGAGGUUACAGUGUACAAAGUGAAAGAGGAACAACCCGGCUUGCAGGUUUAUAAGAUUAGACCAACCCUGGUUGCAGAUUUGUAUGGGGAAUGGAUCAUGCCAUUGACAAAGCAAGUUCAAGUUGAAUACUUAUUAAGAAGGUUGGAUUGAGGGAGCUAUUCUCCAAUACCUAUUUGAUUGAAGUAUAGAAAUUUGUGGUUUUCUUAGACAUAUCCCAUCUUUAUGACUUGCUAUCUGUAAUUUGCUAAUUCAUGCGGAUGCUAAGAGGGGAUUACAGGCAUGUUAUUAUUGUGCGAUUAUAAUAUGCACAGUCCUAUUCGAUCUAUAUAUGUAAGUUUAAAUAAGCGUCAUAGCCAUAACCGUUAAUGGAUUGACUUCCAUUUUCCGUGAUUGGUUGCUGCCCUUGCUUUGUCCACAAACUUUAAAGAAUUGAUUGAAAAAUAGCCAUGAGCCAGUAGGCUGUGCAUUUUCUUUUUUCUCUUA